Messenger RNA from Nakaseomyces glabratus, 1638 nucleotides. RefSeq names its product E3 ubiquitin-protein ligase HRD1 (gene HRD1). Lineage: Eukaryota; Fungi; Ascomycota; Saccharomycetes; Saccharomycetales; Saccharomycetaceae. The record is from RefSeq and is a predicted model, not a curated record.
AUGUUGACGGCUAUACACAAGCGGGAGUUUCUGAUUUUUACUGCCAUCACGUAUGUGCUGACGAUAUACUGUGUUAUAUCGGCUUGUCAGAGCAGUGUGUCCUUCUUGCAGAUAGCUCUGAAGCUGUCUGAAGGGUUCAAUAUACUGAUUAUAACUGUGUUCACGUUGCUGAACUCGACACUGCUGUGGCAGUUCCUGACGAGCAUGCUGUUUGGGGAACUGCGCAUUAUAGAACAUGAGCAUAUCUUCGAGAGAUUGCCUUUCGCAGUGAUAAACACUAUAUUCAUGUUUUCCACUUUCAAUGAGAAGUACUUCUUCACAUUGGCCACAUGCGCAUUGGUGUUGCUAUACAUGAAGGUGUUCCAUUGGAUUUUAAGGGAUAGGCUGGACCUGUUGUUGCAAGGAAUCAAUGAGGAUACCAGAUGGAAGGAUUUGCUAGUGAACCGGUACAUUUGUAACUUGCUGUUGCUUGUGGUAAUUGACUCUUACGUGAUUUCGUUCUGUGUCUCCACGGCUUACAACAUUGCAAGUUCGAUCUUCACGGCUGGCACCAAUUCCAUCGUCCUCGGCGGAGGUUCCCCUCUCACACAGAGAGCAUUAAUCUACAUCAUGCAAGCCAUGGAGUUCACAAACUUGAUGAUAGACCUAGUUAACUUGAUAUUGAACACUGGACUACAAUUUUACGAAUUUCACUUGUCGAGAAAGUUCUCACAGAAUAACCCUACAUUCAACUCCAUAUCUGCUGAAGAUGCUGACACAGAAUCUGAAGACGGUGACUCCCAAUUCAAUGGGUUAGAAGGUAAAUUCAUGUAUGAGAAACUGAUUGAUGUUGUAACAAGGUUUUUGCAGACAUUGGUUCAUGUAGUGAUGGCGAUGGUACUCAAUUUGCCUUUGAUGCUAGUGAAGGACAUAUUCGUCGACGUAUGGGUCCUUUAUAUGAACUCUAAGUCCUUGUUGGCGAUCUGGAAAAAUAGUAAACAACUGGAUACAAAACUCCCAACUAUGACUAGUGACGAUUUGAAUAACGAUCCUAACUUCGACAAUGUUUGCAUUGUCUGUAUGGAUGAGCUUGUGUCAGAGAACCCUCACCAUCAUCAAAGUGAUGGCAAAAAACCAAAGAAACUACCAUGUGGUCAUGUUUUACAUCUUUCUUGUCUAAAAAAUUGGAUGGAAAGAUCACAAACAUGUCCAAUUUGUAGAUUGCCUGUGUUUGAUGAAAAUGGUGAGAUUCUAGCACCAUCUUCCGCCAAUGUAUCACAGACAAAUUUAAACCCUGGUGAAAAUCCAGAUCAACGAGAUGAGGCAGACGACGAAUUAGAGGACGACACUUCUAUUGCUGAUUUACCAAUAACAGAUAAUAUCAGUGCUAUACCAUUGACAUCGGAUUAUCCUUUCUCAAUAAGAAAUGUUGGUCAAGAAGUCUGUAAAGAGCUUGGAGGAACCUCAGAAGAGAUGACACACGAUGUGGACGAGGAAAUCUUGGAAUUUGAAAUCGAAGAUUCUACAACGGGGAGAGCACUGCCCGCAAGAAUGACGAUAAAGAAAAGAUCUCAUACUAAUAAAGUCUCUGUUCCUAGUGAAUCCAUAAUAGCAAGCCAUCCCGAACAAGACAAUAACGAAAAAAUGCAUAACAUGUAA